Messenger RNA from Aspergillus saccharolyticus JOP 1030-1, 2612 nucleotides. RefSeq names its product UV-endonuclease UVE-1. NCBI's taxonomy places the organism in Eukaryota, Fungi, Ascomycota, Eurotiomycetes, Eurotiales, Aspergillaceae. Bases 474 to 2300 code for a protein of 608 amino acids. Gene Ontology annotation, cellular component: mitochondrion; nucleus. The record is from RefSeq and is a predicted model, not a curated record. Gene Ontology annotation, molecular function: endonuclease activity. Gene Ontology annotation, biological process: nucleotide-excision repair; mitochondrial DNA repair; response to UV. The transcript is spliced from 2 exons.
AAAUAAUCCGGUUUUGCUUCUUGCUUAGAAUCUCUUUUCUUUGUCUUGUCUGACGAUGCGUUCCCAAUUCUGUCUCACCUAGAGCCCUAAGAUCCUGCUAGAUGUAUUGGCGGGGGUCUUCUUUGCCCAGGUCGUGGAGGAUCGAUCGCGCUUUUCGAUAUGCCGGACGCGGCCAGGAAUCUGGCUCCUCCCGCCAGGUUCGCCACCCCUCAUCGGCGGCGAAUUCGCUUUCUGCCAUUACACAAUCGCAGAGAUCCUCCUGCUCCCCAGCCUUAGCCUUUAUUGCUUGCAGGCGCCGCUUGUCGUACUCGAGCAGACCUGCUAUACAUUCCUUAUCUUCUACCUCUCUGUCACAAUCGAUGACCCCUUCUGUUGCAACCAGAAGAACAGUAGCAACAACCACAUUCAUCCCGUCUCGCCCAUUAUCCGGAGCAGCUGCGAGUGAGCUCAUCGCGCCCCCGGCUGUCGAAGAAAUGGUCGCCAGUGAGAUCAAACCAGACGUUGCGGGUGGCAGCCAGCCCGACGGCACAGAUCAAAAGGGCAUGAAACCAGAUCUCGAGUCCAUUGAGGCAACGAGCGAUGCUGCUGCUGCUGUCCCAAUGGAUCCGGAGUCGGAUGAUGACGUCCCCGUCGAGGCGGAGGAGUUGCAAGACGCAUUGUCGCGCCCUCCACCAGUUCAUAGCAGCUACCUGCCUCUUCCCUGGAAAGGGCGAUUGGGCUACGCUUGUUUGAACACCUACCUGCGGUACUCAAACCCGCCCGUCUUCUGCUCCCGAACCUGCCGCAUUGCCUCCAUUUUGGAGAACCGACACCCUCUUUUAGACCCUACGCAGCCCCCUCAUCCGAAGAACAAUCGCCCGGACCGCGAUCAGCCGGCCGAUGUGGCACGUGGGCAGGCGUAUGUGGAGGCGCUGGGCCUGGCGAAUGCCAAGGAUCUCCUCAAGAUCAUACGCUGGAAUGACAAGUAUGGGAUCAAGUUCAUGCGGCUGAGCAGUGAGAUGUUCCCGUUUGCGAGCCACAAGGAGUACGGCUACAAGCUGGCACCUUUUGCAUCGGAAACGCUCGCCGAGGUCGGUCGACUGGUCGCGGAGCUCGGUCACCGCGUGACCACUCAUCCGGGCCAGUUCACCCAGCUUGGAUCUCCUACUGAUGGCGUGGUGGAGAACUCCCUGCGCGACCUGGAUUAUCAUUCCGAGAUGCUGCAGCUGCUGCGCCUGCCCCCUCAGCAGGAUCGUGAUGCGGUCAUGAUCCUGCACAUGGGCGGGGUCUUUGGUGAUAAGCAGGCCACUCUCGACCGGUUUCGAGAGAAUUACAAGGGUCUGCCGCAAGAUGUCAAGAACCGUCUAGUGCUCGAGAAUGAUGACGUGAGCUGGUCGGUGCACGACCUUCUGCCGAUCUGCGAGGAGCUGAACAUUCCGCUUGUUCUAGACUAUCAUCAUCAUAACAUUAUCUUUGAUGCGACACAAGUCCGUGAGGGCACUCAGGAUAUUAUGGGCCUGUAUGACCGGAUCCGAGCGACCUGGACUCGCAAGAACAUCACGCAGAAGAUGCAUUAUUCGGAGCCCACUGCAGCGGCCAUCACUAACCGCCAGCGGCGGAAGCACAGCGACCGUGUCUCCACUCUGCCUCCUUGUGAUGCGACCAUGGAUUUGAUGAUCGAGGCCAAGGACAAGGAGCAGGCUGUAUUCGAAUUGAUGAGGACGUUUAAACUGCCAGGCUUCGAUCUCUUCAAUGACAUGUUGCCCUAUCAACGCACCGACGAGAACAAGCCGUUUAAGCCGCCGCGGAAGACGAAGAAGAAGGAGGGGUUUGUGGACCUCGAGGGCCAAGUCCCUCCUGUCCGAACCGUCCCGGAAGAGGAGGUGGGUAUGGGCGGGCCCGACAGAAGGGUUUACUGGCCUCCGGGCAUGGAGGAAUGGCUCCGACCGAAGAAGGUCGUCCGUAAAGUGGCCCCCCAGAGCCCUCGAAAGACGCCGGCCGCGAAGAAAACCAAGGACGCUACCAGUGCUGAUUCACCGGUGCCCAAGAGCGACCCCGAUGCCAACGUUAAAGAAGAGACGGGGGCACCGGUUACACCGGCUUCCAAGGUCACUCGACGGGUUCAGCGCACUCCUAGUGCCAAGAAGCCCACGUCCAGGAAACGCAAGGCAUCGCCGAUUGCCUCGACGCCGUCCGCUUCGGAUACGGAGAAUCCUGACGUGCCAGAGCUUCCCAGUCUGUCUCGUGCGCCGACCAACGGUGCCCGUCGUAGCACGCGGGCGAGGACGGUGAAUUACGCGGAGGACCCGGAUUCCGCUUGAGGCGGUGGUGCCUUGGGCUCCUACGACUUCGCAGCGUCGAUUGGCACUGCACCCUAGACGUGCAUGAGGAGGCCGUGCAUAAGCACAUGCCAUGCACUUGGGAAGGGAUGGAUGCUAGAUGAUACUUCAAGCAUCGAGAUUUUCCUGUCACGCCAUUUGCCACAGAAACGGGCAUUGAGAGCCGGGCAGGGCAAACCCAUUGCGUCGUAUAGAGUCGCUGGGUCUGAUGUACUAUUCUGAUGUACUACUGGAAACGAUAAAUCUUAGAUAAAGUAUAUAGUUACUCCGUAUAGUUAUAAGGCUAGCCUAGCU